This is a messenger RNA of Talaromyces marneffei, 687 nucleotides long. RefSeq lists its product as uncharacterized. The record is from RefSeq and is a predicted model, not a curated record. Lineage: Eukaryota; Fungi; Ascomycota; Eurotiomycetes; Eurotiales; Trichocomaceae. The transcript has a single exon. The coding region runs from base 1 to 687 and encodes 228 amino acids.
AUGAGUCGUUCAUCUUAUCAAUACUCAAUUCUCCCCUCGGACUACAAAAGCGUCAUACAAUGGGCACCUAAAUUCAUUGACUUUCGACUCAAAGCCUUGGAAGCAGAACCGUUCGGGUUCUCGUCGUCUAGCGAGAUCGAGUCCAAUAUUUCCCUCCAAGAAUGGGUGUCCAUCCUCACUCAACCAGCUUUCCGUGUGGCACUGUGCGUUACGACGAAUGUCUCUGAAGAACGAAGUCCUGAGAUAUGGUGCAAUGAGUGGGCGGGUGUGCUUCUCCUGUACGGACCAUUAUACGAUUUGAACAUUCAGGACAAAAUCUUAGAAACGAGGUGGUACCUGGGUGGAGGAUAUGUCUCUCCCGUACACAGAGGGAGCAAAGUUUUGAAGGAUAUAUUUCACCAUAUUGUUCAUCAGAUUCAAGAAGUCUACCUGGGCAACGAUUUGCACCGUCGAUAUGGAUUCAAAGGUCUAAAGCUUGUCACACGAAUCGAGGCCAUUGUUUACGCCUGGGAUGAUGCAAAAAUCAAGUAUUAUGCUCUAGGCGGUCUACAGAAAACACAAGUCAUGACUAUGGCUGAAUACGUUCGGACUGGUUGGAACAUCCCUAUUGCCGGCAAGGAAGAAAUUGAGGUUGCAGUGUUGGAACUAGUGGUGGAGAAAUCCAGUGCUAUUACGGCUCGCUUGUGA